This is a messenger RNA of Anopheles gambiae (African malaria mosquito), 4056 nucleotides long. Its product is annotated as zinc finger protein 91. Gene Ontology annotation, molecular function: zinc ion binding. NCBI's taxonomy places the organism in Eukaryota, Metazoa, Arthropoda, Insecta, Diptera, Culicidae. Gene Ontology annotation, cellular component: nucleus. The coding region runs from base 75 to 3719 and encodes 1214 amino acids. The record is from RefSeq and is a predicted model, not a curated record. The transcript is spliced from 11 exons.
AAGUGCGAUUUUGAAUAUUGUUGAUAAACAAACCAUCUCCACUGCAAACAGGAUUUUGAUUCCGUCGCAUCGAGAUGGCGAUAAUUUUACGCAAUAUCAGCAACAUUUGUCGACUUUGUCUAAACGACGACGAGGUACUGUUUCCCGCCACGAAUAUCCUAGAUUCAGGACUAACCAGCGAAGAUGUGGAGCGGUGCACCGGUGUUCAGCUAUUUGACGAGUCGAACAUUUUCUACGCGGUUUGCAUCGAAUGCCACAACAAGGUGCAAAAGUUUACCGCGUAUCGAAGCUGCUGCAUGAACAACGAUGUGCGAUUUCGUCGCCUGUAUCCGAUGAUAUUCGAGAAGCUGGUCUGGGACGAAGAAACGGGCCCGGAGGAGUGUUUGAAAGCGGACACCGUUGACCAUAGCUACUGUGUGGAGACGUAUGAAAAUCCACCGGAAGAGGAAAGCGUACCGGAAGAGGAAAGCGCUGCACCAGUUGAUCUGCCGGAAGAAAUAGAUCCAGAAUAUGAAGAGCUGGUAGAGCUGUAUGCGGCUGACGACACCAAAGUUGAUGUUGAUGUUGACAUUAUAGAAGAGAUCGUACUCGAAACGAACGCCGACGUCGAAAUCAUCCCUCAAGAGAGCGGUGAAGAAACAUUCUUGCCAGAGUUGCCUCCGGUGCAGGAAGCAACGGUGGAGGAAGUGGAGCAUCAGGAAGACAACGCGUGUGUAAUCGAAUCAAAUGCAUGCUUACAGGGAGUAGUAGAACUCAGCGAACCUAGCCAACAACAGCACUCCACAGACGAACCGCAGAUUGCGCACCAAAGCACUGAAGAGGAGAGUGAGUACGAGUGGAUGGAAGAACCGAAGGCGGCUGAAGAAAGCACAGCCAAGGGUGCCAAAGGAAGCAGACCCAAACAGCAGCUUUGCACGCUGUGCGGGAAGCUGGUUAGCUAUCUGCGGGACCACAUGAUAACGCACACGAAGGAACAGAAGUACGCGUGCGACCGGUGCCCGUUCGUAUCGAGCCGCAAGGCGAAUUUAAAAACGCACGUGCAAAACGUACACCUCAAGCGGGUGAUAAGGAGGUGUGAAAAAUGUGACCGCGGUUUCAGCUACGUCGACUCGUACAACGCUCACAUGCGCGCCAAACACAAUCUGGGAGAGUAUUUUGAGUGUAAAAUAUGUUCGAAGAAAUUUCGCCACCGUGGCGGACUGAAUGGCCACCUGAACCGCAAGCACAACGAGGAGAGCAACUGUACCUGUCCGGUUUGUGGAUUCGUGUGCCAGGACAAAAAAGGGUUGAAGGACCAUAGCAGGGUGCAUUCCAACGAGAAGCCGUUUGUGUGCCGGCACUGUCCGAAGGCUUUCAAGAGCACGUACGCACGCCGAACGCACGAGCUGAUCCACAAGGGUGUUGUUUUUUCGUGCACGGUGUGCGAAAAAUCCUAUCGCUACAAGUCGCAACUGGUGCUGCAUUCGAAAAAACACAACGCGCAGCCAAAUACGCAGCAGCAAGAAAAUGAGCGACCAACGUUCCAGAGCAAGAUAGCGAAGGUGGAAUAUCUCGAGCAGGACGACAGUUCAUCGGACUGCAGCAGCUUGAAGGGGCAAGAUAAUUCAGACGAAGAGGAUAAUUUAGCCAUCGUCGUGGAAGGCAAUGAAUCUUACGGGGAGCAUCCACAAGAUCGCAGCGUAUCCCCGGACAGAGAAGCUAGUGAACAGGAAAAUGAAGAAAAGGCUUCCGUUACGGACUGUGGACGCGGGGUGGACAGCGUCGGAAGUGCUUCUGAUAUAGAGGACAACGAUGAGGAGAACGAGCGAACCCAAAAGAAUGCUCUCCAGGAUAAGAACUCCCGCCGGCAGCUGUGCCCGAUGUGCGGUAAGCUGGUGUACGACCUUCCGGUCCAUAUAGUAUCGCACACGAAGGAGCGCAAGCACGUCUGUCCCCAUUGUUCCAUGGCUUAUGGGCGCAAAACGUACCUGAAGAUGCACGUGGAAGCGGUGCACCUGAAGAAGGUGGUCAAAACGUGUGAAGUGUGCAAUCGCGGCUUUACGCAACGAACCGGCUACGAAGCACACAUGCGGGCACAGCACAACAUCGGAAAAUGGUACGAAUGCAAACUGUGCGAUAUGCAGUUUCGGCACCCGGGUGGCUUGCGGGAGCAUAAUAAUCGCAAGCACAACGAAAAAUCCAACUGCUCGUGCCCGACCUGUGGCAUGGAGUUUCAAAGCAAAGUUGGGCUGAAAAAUCACAGCAGGGUGCACUCCGUGGUGCAGAUGUUUGCGUGCAAGCACUGCCCGAAACGGUUCAAAAGUCCCAACGCGCACAAGCAACACGAGCUUACCCAUUUGGGCGUUACCUUUCCCUGUCCGUGGCUCUUCACAAAUGUUUACAAACAAACGAACGUUUGCCGUCCUCGCGUAGAAAUGGCCAGUUUUGUGCGUGUAAUUGAUAAAAUUUGUAGACUCUGCUUAUCGGAAAAUGAAGCAAUUCUACUGCCAACAUCACAGGUCAUCGAUUCAACACUGACCGUCGAUGAUAUUGAGCGAUGUACCGGCGUACGGGUGGAAGAGGAACACGUGACGUACGUGAUUUGUGAACCGUGCCACAAUAAGCUGCAAAAAUUUACCGCCUACCGAUACUUCUGCUUAAGCAAUGACGAGCGCUUCCGGGAACUGUUUUCAGCGCUGUGCGCAAGUGAGCGAGAUUCGGAGGCUAAACCACCCAGCGCGACUUUCGAACACAGCUACUUUCGAAUGGACGGUGACAGUGAGUACGUGAUUAGCUACGCCAAACCCUCGGAUGAUGGUUAUGAAGAAGCAAUCGAGGCCUUUGGGCUCGAGGAACUUCUACAGCCGGAAGAGCAUGUUGAAAUGGUCGAACCAACGGAGCAGCAGAACAGUGACGAGGGAUUGGACUGGUGGUCCGCCACUACACCACCAUUACCGUCCGAAGCCGAACUUUCCACAGAGGAGCUGGAAGAGAUUGAGCCUCCGGUGAAACCAAAGAAACCACGGAAACCGUACGUGCGACGAGCGACGGUAGGUAAAGAGCAGGAUAGUUCGAUGAAAAAACCACGGGUGUAUAAGAAGCGACCAAAUCAAAACAAGCUGCCCAAGAAGCUGUGCACGGUGUGUGGUAAGUUUGUGGCCAACUUGAACCAUCACCUCCUAUCGCACACUAACGAGCGAAGGUUCGUCUGCACAUACUGUCCGGGGGCGUUCAGUCGCAGCUCGUUAUUGAAGGUGCACGUGGAAGCGGUACAUCUGAAGAAGACGGCCAAGACCUGUGAGCUGUGCGAUAGGAGCUUUACGCACAAAUCCAGCUACACGAUCCACAUGCGAGCUGCACAUAAUAUUGGCGAUUGGUACGAAUGCAAGCUUUGCGAUCUGAAAUUUCGCCAUCCGGGAAGCUUGCGGGACCACAACAAUCGCAAGCACAAUGUGGCGAGCAACUGCGAAUGCACAAUCUGCGGCAUGAUGUUUGAGGAUAGCUACGGAUUGAAGAAACAUGGCCGAGUGCACUCGAACGAGCAACCGUUUGCGUGUCGCUACUGUCCGAAGCGUUUCAAGAGCCCGAACGCGCACCGGGCACACGAGCUGAUCCACCAGGGUGUCGUGUUCACGUGUGAGUACUGUAACAAAACCUAUCGAUACAAAUCGCUGCUCAAUAUGCAUAUGAAAAAAGAGCACAAGAAGCAGGUGGCCGAAAGCGAAACAAAAAAUAAUUAGAUUCAUUUAGGCAGAAAAGAGCAGGAAGAAACGACACAAGCAGGGAAAGAGUGGUAGAAGGAUGCAGCUAUACCCUGUCCAAUGUUCUCGGCGGCCAGUAAUUUUUAAAGGAGAUUAUGGUAAAACACAUCAACUUUUGUUGAACGAUGAGAAUAGAUUGAAUGUGAUAUUUUUAAUUCAAGGCUUCAGUACUAUAUCACUUUCCCGAUGUCUCCAUCAGCAGGAAUGCAAAACCACGCGCCAAUUCUUCCGCCAUAUUAGACCAAGACCAUGAGAGUAAUUUUAAUAGGAUAACUAAUAAGGAGAUUUGAAUAAAAAUAUCGACUACAUAAAGCAA